Molecule: messenger RNA, 4120 nt
Organism: Melanaphis sacchari
Lineage: Eukaryota; Metazoa; Arthropoda; Insecta; Hemiptera; Aphididae
Exons: 1
Coding region: 27-3887 (1286 amino acids)
Source: RefSeq, a predicted model, not a curated record
AACAUUCCGUCGUAAACAACAUUAUUAUGUACCCAAACGUCAUUUGCACUAGACCUUGUACUCGUACAAAUGUAAUCAGGUCAAAUUAUUAUGAAGACGAUUAUGACACUGAUAAAUCAUAUACGUCUUCUAAAUAUUCUGAAACUUUUUAUAAAGAUAUUAAAUGUCAAUCUAGUCAGACAGAUUUAAUUCUUAUCGAUAAAUCUACCCCUUCCAUUUAUAGUUGGCAACGUAGCUCUAGCUGCAAAGAGUUUAAUUCAUCUAGGUCUUGUUCUGGAGAAACUCCUCCUGUUGAAAAUGAUGAAGUAAAUUCCUCAUUUGAUAGAAAUAGUUCAGUAGAUCAUCCUAUUACAAAAAUUUUCUCAAGUAGUUACCCAGGUACAACUUCUAGUUUAUCAACUGAAAGUGGUAGCGAUCGUAAACUUGAAAUUACUGGUAAUGUUAGAAUAUUGCCAGAUAUAGAUGAUAUGUACCAAGAUGAUAUUAGUCAAGAUUCAUAUGAGUUAUUAGAAAAAGAAGUAUUUAAUAAUACUAUUAGUGAUGAUGAAGAUGAAAUAUUUUAUGUUGAAAAUGAUAAUAAAGAAAAUACUUUAGCAAUUGAAAAACGACUUGGUUAUUUAGAGCCCAAAUAUAGAGAUAUAGAGUUCAAUAAAUUUAAUGAAAUUUGUAAAAAAGAAUUAGCUUCCAGAAGUAAAGAACAAAUUUUUACUAAUAAUACAAUUCGAUUCAAUGCUUUUGAAAACAAAGGUGAAACUGGUCAUAUUCCUGUGGAACGAACAAAAAGUGAUUCAUAUAUGAGUGCUCCUAAACAUAAAUCUCAUAGACUAUUACAUCAAAAAUCUAUAGACUUGACACCUCUUGAUAAUUUUGAACCUAGCAUUGUUAAACUAGAUUUGGAUAUACCUUAUAUAUUACAUAAACGACACACAAUUGAGGGUUCACCUAAUGAAGAGAGUACAGUGAAAUGGUCAACAAUUAAGUGUGGUUCAGAUCAUUAUUCUCAAGAUUCUGGUUUAUCAUUAUCAACACAAUCUACUGGUAAUAUAAGUGUCGAAGAUGACAGUCCGGUUGAUUUAGAUGCACUUUUAUUAAAUAAAUAUCAUGAUGAUGUAGUAACCACAUCUAAAAGUUCAGAGCUUAUUCAAAUGGCCUACAAAUCAACUUCAUUCAAUGAAUCUGAAAUUAGACCAUCUUUUGGUGAAAAAAACAACAAGUUGAAGUCUUGUCAUAGUGCCGACAGUGUACCUGUAAAUAAAGGUAAGAAAAUUUGUUACCAACCUCGUAGUGCAGAUAAUGGAUUAAAAAAAGAAGUGGAAGUUAUAAAAAUUGAUCCUGAUGAAAUAGAGCCUAAACCUGAAGAAAUAAUUAUUGUGGAAUAUAGAGGGGGUAAAGGUAAAAAAAUAAGAAAGGACUCAUUGGGCAGUAAAGAUAACAAGAGUUUAGGAUCAGCUUCUACAUCCAUUGCUUCAAGUUCACCUGGAAUAUCUCCAGAAAAACGUAUUACAAAUAGCCCAAAAAAAGAUAAAAAUUUUAAGUCUUCUGUUGUUAAAGUUAAAAUUGCUUCUGCUUUAUCAUCUAAUUCUAUUCAUGUGGUUCCAAAUGUUGUGAUAAGCGAUGAUGAUAAUAAUAGAGUGAAAAACAAUAAAUUAAUGGAGUACAACGCUCUUCCUGAUAUUGUAUCUAAUUCUGUAAAGUACUCUCAUUCAAAUGUAACUGUACAUAGCGAAAUACAAAAAGUUGAAAAUAGCUGUGUAAGAAAAGACGAAGAGCAAGUUGUUCCUGUCAGUAACAGUUCUAAUGAAAUAAAAAUAAAAUUGAAUAAUGCAUUAUCUAGUAUGUUAGUUUCACAACAAACUGAAGUACCACAAUCAAGGGAUGCUGAAUCUAAGGCUAUUAAAAUUAAUAAAUUCCAAUCUUUAGCAACAAAAAUAGCUGAUUCUAGUGGAUUAACUACUUUAAAAAAAGAAAAAUUACCUUCCGAAUUAUUGGGAAAAAUAUUACCCGAUAAAAUAUCUCAAAAUCGAGAAAAAUCUCCAAUACUUUUUGCUAGGUUAGGUUUAUCUGAAGGUUCAGCAUUUCCAAAUGUAUCUGGUCAAAACCAGUCACAAAGGCGAGCAAUAUCCUUGGAUUCACCAGUUGUUUCCUUGCAUCAACUUCCUUUAGUUACGUCAUUUUCUAGUAAAGAUGAUACAGUUGAUAACGAAAAUGAGGUAGAGUUGGAAGAAAAACCAAUUAAAUGGUGGAACAUUAAAGUUGAUGAGACUGUUGUAGAAUGUCUUACAUAUUUGAUUAAUACUGUUGUUAAAGAAUCUGACGAAUAUGAUAGUAUAUCAUUGUCACCGAGCGUAACACCAGAAAGAAGACGUUCAAGUACUAGACAAGAACGUUUAGAUUCUUUAAAAAAAUUAAAAAAUUUUGAAAUUUGGGAUUCUGAAGAAUUAAAUUUGGCAUCAGUUAUUGAUUAUGAACAUAAGGAUUUUGAAGAUGAAACGUUUUUUGUAUCUGAUAACAUUUGUGCUCCUAAUGCUGAUAUAAUAAACCAAAAUAAUAAAUCUAAUAACAAAUGUUCAACUGAUGAUGAUUGGGUGUCUGUCGAUGAUUCAGGAAGUAGUGAGGAAAUACCAUUUAAAGAACUUGACUCACAAAGUUCAGAUGAAACAAAACGUACAACUCAAAAAACAGGUCAGAGUGUUUCAGAAAUUAUUGAAGAUACAGUAAUCGAAGCAGAUAACUUUAUAGUAGAUAAAAAUGAUCAAAGUGAAAAAGAGCCUGAUCCUAAUUCAGAUGUAUUUAUAGAAGAAAUUGAUCAUGCUGAAUUAAUUAAUAAAUUAGGCUGUAUUGAAAUACCACCGAAGUUAGAACCUAAACGACAUCAUAAGCUUUCAUUAGAAAGUUCUGGUAGUUCAAGUCUUGAUGAUCCACCUCAUAUGGAUGAUAUGAGUGGAAACAUUGCUGAUGAAGAAGAUGUUACGUCUAGUCCUUUACCACCAACUCCAGAUGUUACUUAUUCUGGUAUGUAUCUCAUAGGAUAUGGUAUAUAUGGCAUGUCACGAACAUUGUCUAGAAUAAGCGAACAAAGUACAUCGGAAAAAUCUGAGAUUGAUGAUGAGUUAUCAACAAAAUAUUCUACUCAAUCAGCAUCAUUAGAUGAUUCAAUACUGUCUAGUGAUUGUCAGCCAAGUUUAUGUUCUGAUGCAUUGGAUAGUUUACCAGAUUUACCACCAUUACCAGAAGAGUAUGCAUUUGAUAUUCCUCCACCAGUUGAACAAUGGCCUUCUCCUAAAAGUGAAGACCUUACACCUGUCGAACAAAAACAUUUUGAUGACGAUGAAGAUGCAAAAACAAUUCAUAAUGAAGAUUUUAUUGAAGAAGAAUCAGAAGGACCACGUCGAGUACCAUCUACUAACAAACCUAGAUUAUCAUUUGGUGAUGAUACUUCAGCUGGUGUUUCUACAUCAGAAUUUUCGAGUAAUGCUACAAUACUUCACCACUAUGAUAGUGUUUGUCCACCUCCAGAAUUCUUGAAUAAAGAUUCUGAUGAAUAUGAUUCCCCAUUUACUGAGUCUGAUGAAUCAAAAUUCUACCGGCCACCACUACACAUGUUUGAACUACCAAAGACCAGUAUGAAAACUAGAAAGAGUCGUAUGGCACAUGGUCCAGCGUCAUUGGAUGCAUCAGGACCUAAACCAAAAAUAUUAGCUUCAAGAGCUCGUUGCCAUUCAUAUUUCUCAUUAACUCGCAGUCCUCCUAGUGACGCUUCAUCAUCUUCACUUGAGGCUCAAGAGCCACCUAAUGUGCCAAAUACAAUACCUAGAGCUUCCAAAAGAAGACGUUAUACACAUACUUUAAAGAGAAAACCUAAAGUGAUUCAAAUUACUAAAGUAUAGAUUGAAUUUUUCAAUAUAAGUUAAUGUUAGUGAUAAAUAUCCAAACUUCCAUUAAAUUACAACAAAACAAUUUUGAAGCAAAUUUUUAAUUUAUAAUGGUAUAUAGGGUGUAGAAUAACAAUUAUUAUUGUGUUUAAGAAAGUUAAUGACAACAAAGACAUUACUAAAUCAUUGUUUUAGUGUUCACAUGGUAUAUUAGUAAUUUUUCUUUAAUAUUUAUGUUUUUAUAGAUU